AAAAUGGAUAAUUCAAAUGCAAAUGUAGGAACGAAUCUGCAAACAGAUGUUCCCCAAGAAAAUGAUCCUUUUGGCCUUGGAGCUAACCUGUCUGCUCAAAAGGAAGAGCAAGAGAUCGAGAAUGAAGAUCUGGAUAUCGAUACCUUCUUCAAGGAGAAUCUUGAAACUGUGAAAUUAAAUCAGAACAAUGAUCUUGAGAACGCUACGAAGCCACAACCUGAAGCAGAAGCUGCUCCUUCAACUCUUUCUAAAGUGUCUAGAUUUAUGUCUGUUGAAUACUUUAAGAACGCCUUUAAUAUCAAUACUGAUGAUGUUCUAGAGAGAAUUAAAUACUCAUUGUUCCCAUUCAGAGCAGGUGGAUUGUUUAAAAACAGAGAAUACGACCUUUAUGGGCCUCUAUGGAUCCUUCUGACAGCUGUUUUUACAACUUCCAUCUUUGGGACUGCCUUUUUCUCAACUGAAAAGAUAGCUAAAGAGAAAGCAACCAGCAUUUCAUUGCAUCAGAUAGGGAAAUCUUUCAUUCUCUCUUUGAUAUAUCUCCUCAUUUGCCCACUUGUAGUCUACUAUCAUUAUACCAAAGAAGGAGCACGAAGCGCCCAAUACCUUGAGAUUGUGUCCAUCUACGGCUAUUCCUUUGCAAUCCUUCCAGUGAUUGAAGUACUGAUCCUCAUUCCUCUAGGAUGGUUUAGACUCUGAUUCUUAGCUGCAGGUGCCUUCAUCAGCGGGUUCCUAAUCAGAAGAGAACUUUUUGACCUCAACAAAAAGUACCUACCCAGAAAAGAAAUAACUUACAUCAGAAACUACGGAGUAAUCGCCCACGUAAUCUGGCUACUUCUAUUCAAGUUGCUCUUCUUAUAA
This is a messenger RNA of Moneuplotes crassus, 858 nucleotides long. Lineage: Eukaryota; Ciliophora; Spirotrichea; Euplotida; Euplotidae. The record is from the annotation of a GenBank genome assembly.